GACACUGAGCAACAAAUUCCAAAGCUUCACUUUCACUUCUCUCUCUCUCUCUCUCUCUCUCUCUCUCUCUGUCAGUGGUCUGUCUGUCUUCUCUGCCACGGACACUGACAUUUUAGUCAUCCCUCGCCCGCCAUAACCCUUUCAGCUCUGUCUCUGCCUCUGCCUUUGCUCUCUUUCCUCUGCAAAUGCCCCGAAGAUGAAGAGGAAGGAGAAAGGGAAGAACAGCUGAGCUAAUUGAUUGAACUGAGCUGCUAGAACGACUGGCCGCCGGAGGUCGGGUAUGGUCGAGGAGGAGGCGGGGGCCUUCGGGUGGCCGCCCGCGGGAGCUCCCCUGCUGAGGGGAGGCGGCCAGUGGCCCCACUCUGCCUCAGCCGGUUCCUCGUCUUCUGUCAAUGCGGUGUCUUUCGGGUUCGUGGCGACCGCCAUCCUCAUCUCCAUGUUCCUCGUCAUGGCCAUAUUCGAGAAGCUCCUCCUCCGCCCCGGCUCGCCUGGCAAUCCUCCGUCGCCGCAGCCGGUGCCGCAGCCGCAUCAUCCCGUCCGCCGGAGAGGGCUAGAUAUCGAGUCUCAGGCUGUUUUCACCGGCAAGCUGGGGUACCCUUCUCCCAAAAUGACAGUUUAUGCAAGUGGAGUUUCGGUUUUAAUGCCUGGAGACAAUGUUCCUACCUUCAUUGCACGUCCAGCUCCCGUCCCUCCUCAUCCUCCUGAAAUUUGAUUCAUGCUCUCACUAUCAACAUGACUCUCCAAGCUGAACUGCUAUAGGAACGUCGCGCAUGGAUAUCGCUGCUUACGGAGGUUAGAAGAAGGAAAAUUUACCACGCGGGGCUUGAAAUCGAGUUUGCUAGUGUCAUUGAUAUCCCUGAUUUACUAUCUGUAAAUAGCGUGUAUAUUCCAAACGAAGGGCAGAGUCGGAUUAAUUUUUUUACUCGCUGGAGGAAAUCAUUCGGGGCUUGAAAUGAGCUGGUCUUGUCGUGCUCCCCUAUUGAUCAAGCUUAUGAUAUCAUCUUAUAAAUAUGAUCUUAUAAA
Punica granatum (pomegranate) is the source of this 1023-nucleotide messenger RNA. NCBI's taxonomy places the organism in Eukaryota, Viridiplantae, Streptophyta, Magnoliopsida, Myrtales, Lythraceae. The record is from RefSeq and is a predicted model, not a curated record.